UGUGAAUUGAACACGGCAUACAAAUCCAGUCUGUAAGGAACACGGACACAUCCAGGUCAGGUAUGGAUAGAUCGAGCCAAAUCGACAGCCAAGCGGCAGUCCGGCAUUAUCCUGAACCUUCCGUUCGUUCGGAAGCUUUCGGUUAAUAAAGCCGUGCGAUCUAAUACCGCCUGUCUAAAUCUGGAGCCCAACGCGAUCAAGCAGAUAAGCCACACGUGAUGCAUGCGGUGCUGCACGUCGACGUGGCCGGCCGCGCCCUGGCCGUGGUGGAGCGCGACGGCGCGCACGACCCGGCCACGGGGCGCGCGCUCACCGGCUCCUGGCUCUGGGACUCCGCCGUCGUCCUCGCCACCCACCUUGCCUCGGCCAGACCCGGGACGAUCCACGGCGCCACCGUUCUCGAGCUCGGCGCCGGCACCGGCCUCCCGGGCAUCGCGGCCGUCGCGUGCCUCGGCGCCGCGCGCUGCGUGCUCACGGACGUGGGGCUGCUCCUGCCGGGCCUCAGGGCCAACGCCGAGGCCAACGGUCUCACGACCGCGCAGGCGGACGUGCGAGAGCUGCGCUGGGGCGAGGACGCCGACCUGCCCGAUUGCGAGCUCCUGCGCGUGGACGUGGUGCUCAUGUCCGACGUGUUCUAUGAUCCGGAGGAGAUGCCGGCGAUGGCAGCCACGUUGCGCAGGCUGUGGCGGGACGGCACGGUGGGGUGGGCGGCCAGCGAGGUGCGGUGUGGCGUGCAGGAUUGCGUGGACGUGCUGCGGGAGCACGGCUUCGAUGUGGCCGAGGUCGACAGGGUCACCAGGCCGCUGCUGCGCGACCCCACACAGGCCUCCGACUUCGCCGUCUACCGCGUCGAACCCUGGCGGCCUCAUUAGGGUUUUCUUUUUUUUUCUUUUUUUCGGCAAUCAAGAGAGCUUUAUUAAAUCACAGCAGACCUAUGACAAUCAGCCAUCAAGCUGGUCACUAGGAAGCUAGGUAUCACAUCAAGCCAGCAUUCGGUCAUAUUCAAUGUGCAAGCAUGUUUAGCAUAUAGAUGAGCCGAAACAUUAGCCGAACAAUUUAUAUGAAGUACACUAAAUAAAGAAGUGAAUUGCAUAAAACCACCACAUUUAGGGCUUCACUUGCAGAAAACCACCGGGUCAUUAAUUUUUUGCAAAAUCACCGCGGAUUCGGUAAACUUGUUGCAAAUAGCACUAAUCGGGCGAUUUGCUGCGUUUGAUCACUUUCUGACAAGUGGGGCUGGGCUGUAAGGAGCUGACUUGGCAAAACAUUUACAUACACCUCCUUAGAUCUAAAAACAAAAAGCAAUCGACCCCCUCGCCCCUCCUCCCAGACCUGUCCCCGACCGCCCGACCUCGACUUCUGCCCCUCGCCGGAGUGGAGAUGUCCCCGCACGCGUCGGCCAUCUCCGCAAGCACGAGGGCCAGCAGCGCACUGCCGUUGUCGGGGAGCCGGAGCUCCUGUGUAGUGUCUGUGGCGUGGACUUCGUGGAGGCGGCGUCGGGAGCUCGGCCUUCAAGCCACGGCGGCGUCCGCCGGGAUGCCGUGGCCGCGCCUCGGCCUUCUGCCAAGGAUGCCCAGCGCCCCUCGACGCUGUGGAUGCUGGCCAACCUCCAAGCGCUUCGGCCGCCGUCGGCGGCGCGCGGCGCCGCCCAUCUCCGGCGCCUCCUCCCCUCCUCCUACACCUCCCACUUCCCCUCGCUCGUGCAGCCGCAGCGGAGCGUCCACGCCCACAGGAGAGCCCCGCAGCCCCGUGCGCACGCGCCACCGAGCCUCGCGCCGCUCUGGCCGGACUUCCCCGCAGUUCGACGGUGCACCGGGCACAACCGCCGCCCCCUCUCCAUCUUCUUCCUCCCCUGUCUUUCUCCCUCUCUCUCUCUCUCUCUCUCUCUCUCUCUCUCUCUCUCCAGGACGUUCGCGGAAGCUGGACGAAGCCGGAUCCGCCGCCGGCUAUGAGCUCGUACACAGGAGAAGGAGAAGAUACCUUAUCCCUUGAAAAAGGGAGGAGGAAGGGAUGGUAGGCGGGGCAGCAAUGGUCGCCGACGUGUUGUCGGCGGCGACGAGGUCGCCGGAGUGGGCUCCUCGCCGGAUUUGGUGUCCGGCUUCGCCGCCGCCGCCUGGGAGGAGGCAGAGGACGGUGGUGAAAGGGGGGGGCCCUGAUUGCUUUUUAAAUUUUCUAAUAAGGGUGCAUUUGUAAAAUUCAGGGGGGUGUAUGUAUUUUUUUGGCCAAGUCAGCUCCUUACAACCCGGCCCCACUUGUCAGAAAGUGAUCAAACGCAGCAAAUCGCCCGAUUAGUGCUAUUUGCAACAAGUUUACCGAAUCUGCGGUGAUUUUUGCAAAAAAUUAGUGACCCGGUGGUUUUCUGCAAGUGAAGCCCCAAAUGUGGUGGUUUUAUGCAAUUCACU
Molecule: messenger RNA, 2402 nt
Organism: Triticum aestivum (bread wheat)
Lineage: Eukaryota; Viridiplantae; Streptophyta; Magnoliopsida; Poales; Poaceae
Product: protein N-lysine methyltransferase METTL21A-like
Exons: 1
Coding region: 219-872 (217 amino acids)
Source: RefSeq, a predicted model, not a curated record